AUGAAGUUUGUCGCCGUUCUAUUAGGCCUCGCAUCCUGUGCCUUCUCCCAGCUACCCUUUUCCGACCGCGCGGAGGCGGACCCUUGGGAGCAUUUCGACCAACCAAGGGGUGUUCCUUUUCCUGAUGAAGCCAGUGAGGAGUUGUCUCCCAAGCUCAAGGCCGCCACCAAGACCUUGGAACUUGGGAAGCGUGACGGGCUCUUUGCCCCCCUGAAUCAGCUGGAGUUCGUGUAUACAGAAAAUGAACAACGUGUUGGGCCUCAUGGUGUUGACAUGACCCAACGAGCGACCUUGGCUGGCCUGGCGAGGUAUCCAACUUAUUUCCCAGAGAAAUAUCGGGAUGUGCAAGUGGCGUGCUAUAUGAAUACAAUCCACCUUACAUUCGACACCGAUGAGGCCUUCCGUAACGCCCAGGAGCAGACGAGAGACUCCCUCAAUGCUACCAUAGUCACAUCUCACUAUGGAUGCCAGGAGCCAGACGCCCGGAAGACCUUCAAGGUCAAGGAAGUGUCGUACCAUACCGAGACGCGAUCAAUCAAGUUCGAAGCAGCCAAGCGGCCCCUUCGGGAUGUCUUCCGCACUCUCUCCAUUGAGUUUGACCAGACGAACGAGCACCACGUCCAUCGCUCGAUCGACGAGCGAGACCGUCUCAGAAGACGACAGGCAUCCCCCACCACGUUCACUGAAAAUCCCAUGGCGGGCGCCUGGGCGCCCCUGCCGAGCGGGACGGCGACCGACAACCAACCCAGGACAACCGACUUGAACUGGUCUCUCAUCAAUAAGACGUUGGACCUCCCGAACAUUUCGGCCUGGAAAUUCUACCUGUGGGCCGUUGUCGGAUGCAAUAACUGCACGCAGACGGGCACCGUCAGUUUCUCGCACGGGAAAUUCGACCUCAACCUCGACCUCCUGGACUGGGCGUCGAACCCGAACAAGGCCAAUCCCCUGACCGAGGGAUGGGUGCAGAUGGACUUGAAGGAAUACUCGCUCCACCUGGACAUGUACGCCAUUGGCCACGGGGGCCUGUACUGGAUGAACUUCCUGUCCAACGCGACCCUCCCGCACGACGGCUGGAAGAUCGAGGGGAUCGGCUGGGUCGGCCUGCAGUGGGCCCCGGCGAUCAUCACGAGUCUCGACUUCGCGUCGCCCACGAAGUACGGCUACGGCGUCGAUGUCAAGAUCCCCAACCUGUCUAUGCGCGUCGAUGUGGGCAGCCUGAACGCGAGCACGCAGGGCUUCGAAGACGCCGAGGUCACCCCUCAUGGGAUGACUUCGAACACGACGACACCCCAGGUGAAACUCGCUGUGAAAUUCGUGCCGCGCAUACCACUCACAUUCAAGCUCGGCGUCGACUACGACGAGGACGGGAUGCCCGAGCCCAGCGGCGGAAUCGGCUUCUACGUCGGCACCUACCUGUUCCUGCCCCUGCUGGACAUCACCAUGGAGCCGGGCUGUCCGUCGCUGCCCUACAACGGCACCACCGGGAACGGUACGAAUGCCUGGAACGGCUCGGACAGCCUGAGCACGCGACCCGACGCCGCCGUGGCGCAAUUCAAGCCCCGGAUCUCACUCAGCGGCGGCAUCGAGAUCAUCUUCGAGUACCGCCUCGACAACAUCGACCCGGGCGCCUUCACGCGCAUCGAGCUGGCCGGCGUCACCUCGACGUUCCCGCAGGUCUGCUACUCGCUCGAGACCGGGGUCGGCACGUGGGUCCCGUUCUCGACCGAGGGUGAUACGAACACCCAUCUUGUGGGUUGGAAUCCGUCGACGACGACGACGACGGCUACUACGGAUACGACGGUUCACGUUAGGACGGCGGCGCCCCCGACUCAGGCUCCUAGGGUGACUCCUGGGCCCUGA
Anthostomella pinea is the source of this 1860-nucleotide messenger RNA. Lineage: Eukaryota; Fungi; Ascomycota; Sordariomycetes; Xylariales; Xylariaceae. The record is from the annotation of a GenBank genome assembly.